This is a messenger RNA of Klebsormidium nitens, 2205 nucleotides long. NCBI's taxonomy places the organism in Eukaryota, Viridiplantae, Streptophyta, Klebsormidiophyceae, Klebsormidiales, Klebsormidiaceae. The record is from the annotation of a GenBank genome assembly.
CUUUCUGCGCGGCGCUGCUCUACGCUCCGACUCUAACUUUAAAUCUGAGUCUUGGCACAAGUCCAACGCUCGUAUUCAUCUUCCAAAGCCGUGUUCCUUCUUGUAUUACCUAUCUUCGUUUUGGAAUCUGGAGAGCUCAGGAAUGCUGAGCAUUGAUUUGGAAAACCAGAAAGAAAUAAGUACCUUCGAGCUGUCCUUUGACAGCAAAGCUGCUCAAAUUAAGACGCUGUAGAUUUUAGCUCAGCAGUGUCUUGCAGCGGAUGUGCCCCUUCUUCAUUGCUUAGCUCUCACGCAACUCUUCCCACCUUGAGAUCAACCAGCUGCCACCAAACAACUGGGUCCAUCAAAGCACCUGUCAGGUUUCAAUAGCCCUUUUUAGAAACCAAGGCUCGCAGAUUGCACGUUCCUUGACUCAUGAUACACGGUACAUGAGCAUAGACCAGCCCCUCUUAGACUCUCCCAUGGCAAGCCUUGCCUCCGCCGGCUCCCUUCUUGAGCAGAUCCGACACGCAGGGGACAGCACCCUUAGCAAGCUCACCAGGCUACUUACAGGCCACCAGGGAGAAUGGAGGCGGCGCGAAGAGGCGCGGCGGCGGUGGCGCUUAGUCCGAUCUAAGCUGUGCCCGGGCCUGGCGAGCACGAUCAUGCUGCAAGAGCUGCACAGUUUGGUGCGACUUGCAGUGGAGAAGCUGGGGCCACAGCGAUAUCAGGAGGCACUGCAAGGGCCGGAGCUAGAAGAGCUCAAGGAAGGAGAAACGACGGCUCUUGCACAAGAUGAGCGGUGGCCACUUCUGCUUCGGAUCCCGGUUACGACCUUUGGUAUCUGCAUGGGGUUGGGCAGCCAGACGGUGCUCUGGAAGAACCUGGCGCAGGCGCACUCCAUGCAGUGGGCCAACAUCCCCGUCGAGAUCAGCGAGGGUCUCUGGUACUUCUCUGCGGCUGUGCUGUUUUCCCUCUCCCUCGUCUACCUGCUCAAGGCGUUUCUCUGGACGCCCUACGUCCGAAGGGAAAGCGAGCACCCCGUUCGAACCAACUUCUUCUUCACUCCGUUCAUCGCGUGCCUCUUCCUGGGGAUCGGGCUUCCACCCCGAUUCAGCCACAAGCCCCCCUACGCGCUCUUCCUGGUGCCCAUGAUUCCGCUGACGCUCCUCAUGAUCCGGCGGUACGGCAACUGGAUGACCGGAUCCAACGAGCGCCUCAGCAAGGUCGCUAACCCGACCAGCUUUCUGAGCAUCAUCCCGAGCUUCGUGGGGGCGAGCCUCGCCGUCUCUUGCGGCUGGCGCGAACCCGCGGUCGCCUUCUUCGCGGUCGGGUUUACUCACUGGGUCGUGGUCUUCAUAACCCUGUACCAGCAGCUGCCGUCCAUGACGUCACUUACUGACGAACUGCACCCGGUCUACUUCCUCUUUCUGGCGAUACCGUUCCAGGGAAGUACCACGUGGCGGCUGAUCCAAGGGGGUGUCCCGGACGACUUUUCGAAAGGGCUCUUCUGGCUCGGCUGCUUCCUUUACCUUAUUCUGCUCUCCAUGGCACGCAAGUUCAUCGGUGUGAAGUUCUCCCUAGCGUGGUGGGCUUACACAUUCCCUAUGACGGCGGCUGGCAUCGCGAGCAUCGGGUAUGCCAACGGGGUCACAACCGGAUUCACUCAGGCCCUUGCCUUUGCGUUGUCUAUCAUUUCAUCGGUGGCUGUUGUUUUGAUUCUGGGCAUGACGAUCCUGCUGACGUGGCAACGUAAACUGUUCGGCAACGACGUUGCGAUCGCAAUCACGAGCGGCAAGGCCGGGGCACGCCCGCAACGGAAGGGUCUCAAGGACGUGCUGAAACGGCACACGGUGAUCAAUGUCCUCUACGAACCUGAGAGCAAGAACGCUGCAGACUAGAUGCCUCUGCUUGCAUCAAUCCCAUUCGACGUCGCAUAUACAAAAAGCAUACUUCUGCGACGAAACAACCAGGCUUCAGCAGGCUAACGGGCCGCGCGCUUUGAUAACCGUUGAACAGGGACGCGCACUCUCUGCACACGUAAGAAGUUCAGUAACUGAGAGGGGAAGUGCCGUACGUCAGUAUCCGAGUCGGCCUGAAUGGCGCAAGGCCGGGCCGAGCGCGGCUGCAGACUGAAAGGCUUUGCAACUUGAAUGCCACAUAUGCACAUACUAUGAUCCAAAUCUCGCCCCAACCGAGUGAACGGUAAACAGUUCAAUGCCAGGG